AUGUCGGACGACGACGAUUUCAUGCAAGAAUCUGAUCCAGAGCAAUAUGACUUUGAAUACGAGGACGACGACGACCUGGGCGGUAACGACGCUUCAGUGGAUAUCGAAAACAAAUAUUACAAUGCCAAACAACUAAAAGCCGACAACCCGGCCGAAGCAAUCGAAGAGUUCCUCGGGGUCCCCGCCCUGGAAGAGGACAAGGGAGAAUGGGGGUUCAAGGGACUGAAGCAGGCGAUCAAGUUGGAAUUCGCCCUGGGCAGAUACGACGACGCGGUCAGACAUUACAAAGAGUUGUUGACAUAUGUGAGGUCCGCGGUGACGAGGAACUACUCGGAAAAGUCCAUCAACAAUAUGCUCGAUUAUAUUGAGAAAGUGGCCGGUCAGCCUGGCGCUGGCGCAGGCGCAGGCGCUCGCACGAGUCAUGGCGACACCGAGACAACAGCGUACAAGUCCAUGGAAGAGUUCUACCGCCUGACGCUUGACACCUUUCAGAGCACAAACAAUGAGAGACUGGCUCUCAAAACGAAUCUGAAAUUGGCCAAGUUGUAUCUCGACAAGAAGGACUACAGUCAACUUAGCAACAAGGUGAGGGAGAUCCACCAGGCGUGCCAGAAGGAAGACGGAACAGAUGACCCCGGCAAGGGGACGUAUUCCCUCGAGGCGUACGCACUCGAGAUACAGAUGUAUGCUGAGAUGAAGAACAAUAAGCGUCUCAAAUCGCUGUAUCAAAAGGCUCUCACCGUUCGGUCUGCGGUACCGCACCCCAAGGUCCAAGGCAUCAUCCGAGAAUGUGGUGGGAAAAUGCACAUGAGCGAGGAAAACUGGAAAGAGGCGCAAAGCGACUUUUUUGAGUCGUUCAAGAACUAUGAUGAAGCAGGGUCCAUGCAGAGAAUCCAGGUCUUGAAAUACCUUGUUCUUACAACAAUGUUGAUGAAAUCGACCAUCAACCCAUUCGACUCUCAGGAGACAAAACCAUACAAGAACGACCCGCGCAUUUCGGCAAUGACAGACCUGGUGGACGCCUAUCAGCGCGACGACAUUCACCGCUACGAAUCCAUUCUCAAGGAGAACCAGGAUCUGCUCGCCGAUCCAUUCAUUGCCGAAAACAUCGACGAAGUCAGCCGGAACAUGCGUACAAAGGCCGUACUCAAGCUGAUUGCCCCGUACAGCCGCUUCACCCUCAAAUUUAUCUCGAAGCAUAUCAAGAUCCCCGUCAGCGAGGUCCAGGACAUUCUAGCCGUCUUGAUUGUAGACAAGAAGCUGCAAGCGAGAAUCAAUCAGGAAAACGGAACCGUAAUAGUGGAAGACAGCCAUGCAGGUGACACGCAGCACUUGACCCAACUUCGCGAUUGGACCUCGGCGGUUGAAAACUUGUGGUCUGCAUUGUUGAACGAGGGAGAGGGGUUCAAGCUUGAAGACGGCCAAGGCGGUGCCUCAUUCUCAGGCAUGAGUUUCCCAUUGGGCUUCGAGGCGGGUGGACCUAUCCCAAGCAGAGGACCUGGACGUCGGGUCGGUGGUCGCGGUCGGGGAGGCGGGAAGCUGGCUGCUCCAAUAUGA
Molecule: messenger RNA, 1557 nt
Organism: Fonsecaea monophora
Lineage: Eukaryota; Fungi; Ascomycota; Eurotiomycetes; Chaetothyriales; Herpotrichiellaceae
Exons: 2
Coding region: 1-1557 (518 amino acids)
Biological process (GO): protein deneddylation
Cellular component (GO): COP9 signalosome
Source: RefSeq, a predicted model, not a curated record